Homalodisca vitripennis (glassy-winged sharpshooter) is the source of this 3441-nucleotide messenger RNA. RefSeq lists its product as uncharacterized. The transcript has 3 exons. Lineage: Eukaryota; Metazoa; Arthropoda; Insecta; Hemiptera; Cicadellidae. Gene Ontology annotation, molecular function: nucleic acid binding; catalytic activity; zinc ion binding. The annotation marks the transcript as partial. The record is from RefSeq and is a predicted model, not a curated record.
AUGGACUGUCAAACUACAUACAGGAGUAAUGGAAAGGAGAAGGAGCAAGCCGCUUUCAAGCGCAGUUCAAUUAUGCAAAGGUCUCCGACCUUGACGACUGGGACGCCGACGAGGAGACUUAAAACCUCCCCUCCGCCGGUGCCGUUCAAGGCUGUUAGUGACACCGGAUCGUCGUCCGGAUCCGGAAAGAGGAAAGAAGAGGUCGAUCUGGCGAUGGAGGUGACCAACCCGGAAACACCUCAAGGAAUUCCUCCCAGCAACAGCUCUCUUCGUGCGGCAUUCGGUCUGCAAAUGCUUCAGCAGCAGCAUGACGAUGCCAGCGAAGAGGAGGACCUGUCACUGAAAAAAAUGAAAGCUCUUUUGAAGGAGAUGGCCAAGGCUCUCCUUACUCAGAGGAACGUGAACAAGGCGAUUAAGGAUGGAAUUCCGAAACUCGAUGAUUUCCUUGGUGAAAUCGAGGAAUGCCGGAAGAUCAGGCUGAAGGCGGUGAAGCAGGAGCGCGACAUCAUGAACCGUGUCAUAUCUGAUUCACCUCAAGCUCAAGCUUAUCUGGCUGAGUCUCAGACCCAAGCCAGAAAGCGAGUAAAGCGGCAGAGAGGUUCUUCGCCGGGAAGCCCUGAGCUUAGGGAAUUGGAUCCAGCGCCGAAUCCAGUCUUCUUCUCUGCUUCCACACAGACUGAGGACGUUCCGGCUGCUGAUUUAGUUCCUGCUCCGGUAGGGGUUCCUGCACCAGCAGCUGCUCUAAUCCCAGCGUCAAUCCCAUCGACAUCUCUCAACUCGCAGGGGCCCGCUCCGCAAACACCUUUGGGGAACUGGGAGAGACGCCUGUCAAAAAAGGAGAGGAGACAGCUAAAGCGCGCCGAGGCUGCCUCAAAAAAGACGCCUGCAAAAGGGAAGAAGAAAGUCCAAGUCUCUGAACCGGUUAAGGAGACCCCUAGCAUAACUUCCAGGAAGCCUUCACGACCCAGGCUCAAGAAGCCUAGGCCUGAGGCGAUUUUGAUCAAACCCUUAGGGGGGCGAUCUUUCGCCGAUGUCCUAGGACAGAUUAAAACCCAGGCGAAACCGGAAGAGACGGAGACUACAAUCAAGUCCAUCCGACGAACCCAGAACGGGGAUGUUCUCCUCGAACUGGGAAAAUCGAGGGACAAGGACGGUUUUGCUGCUUCCCUCAAAACCGCUCUUGGUGACAAAGGCUCUAUUCGAACCCUUCAACCGAGAUGUUCAGUUGAGAUCCGAGACCUAGACGCUCUAUCUACAGAGGACGAGGUGAUCAAAGCGUUAAAGAAGGCGCUUCCAGAACUACCGGGAGAAGCGGGAGGUCUCAAGGUCUGGUUGACAAAACCAAAUCGGAGCCAGCAGCGUAUGGCAAUUGCUGAAUUGGGCGAAAAGCACGCUAAUAAGCUGCUUAGCCUCCAGCACCUGAGAGUCGGAUGGGUGAGUUGCAGGCUCAAACAAAGGGUCAUCGUGCAAAGAUGCUACCGGUGCCUAGCGUUCGGUCACUCUUCCCGUACCUGCAGAGGGCCAGACCGAAGUUUCAACUGCCUCCGGUGCGGAGACCAAGGCCACAAGAAGAAAGACUGCACCUCGAGCCUCUCCUGUUUCCUCUGUAAGGAGACAGGUUCUGCUGGGAAUGCUCUUGGUCACUUACCUGGUUCUGGCAAAAGGCAGAGGCCAAUAAUCCGUAUCCUACAGGCCAAUCUUCAAAGAUCCUGGGGGGCUGAUAAUCUUCUAAAUCAGCUCGCCCGAGAACUCGGUGUCGACGCGCUCCUAGUCAGCGAGCAGUAUCGGGACAGGGACCCAGGCAUUUGGAUCCCAGACAGUCUAGGUACUGCAGCUUUCUGGGCCCGGAACUCACAAGAAGUUAUGGUGCGGAGUCACGGACGUGGCCGAGGAUUCGUCUGGAUAAGGUGUAGGGAUGUAACUUUCUUCAGUUGCUACCUCACCCCAAACGAGGCCAUCCAAGACUUCCGCGACAAGAUUGAUUGUUUGGAGGAGAGCGUGCUCGGCACCACUGGGCACGUUGUCGUUGGCGGUGAUUUCAACGCGAGGGCCGUCGAGUGGGGUAUGCCCUCUACCAACUCCCGGGGGAAAUACAUCUUGGACUUCAUCGCCAGGGCCGGGCUCGUCGUCCUCAACCAGGGCGACACGCCUACUUUCAGGCGCCCCGGGCAGAGAGGCACGAUUCCUGACGUAACCUUCGCGUCUGAGUCUCUUCUUUCGAGGAUCUCUGGCUGGAGGGUGGUAGAGGAUUACACGGGUAGUGACCACCAGUACAUUGUUUUUGAUCUGCAUGAUUUAAACCGUAGAGUUUCCGCAUCCCGGGAUGGGCCACGCCGAUGGAACACCAAUAAACUGGACGUGGUCAAGUUCACCGAGGUUAUAUCUCGGGGAGCGCAGGCGAAUCCUGGUGAGGCUGGCGCCGAGGCUUUAGUAACAUCCACGAUGGAACUUUUUGUCUCGGCCUGUGACCGGUCUAUGCCGCGAAAGAAACUCCGCCGUGGCAAGCAACCCGUCUACUGGUGGACUGAAGAGAUUGCGGAGCUCAGAAGAACAUGCCUUAGAGCAAAACAAGAAAGAGGGUUGGUUGUGCUGGUCACAUACAACUUCCUUACACUUCUGUGUCUCGUUGUAUUUUACGCUCAAGAAGAAAGAGAGUUGGUUGUGCUGGUCACAUACAACUUCCUUACACUUCUGUGUCUCGUUGGAUUUUACGCUCAAGAAGAAAGAGAGUUGGUUGUGCUGGUCACAUACAACUUCCUUACACUUAUGUGUCUCGUUGGAUUUUACGCUCAAGAAGAAAGAGAGUUGGUUGUGCUGGUCACAUACAACUUCCUUACACUUAUGUGUCUCGUUGGAUUUUACGCUCAAGAAGAAAGAGAGUUGGUUGUGCUGGUCACAUACAACUUCCUUACACUUCUGUGUCUCGUUGGAUUUUACGCUCAAGAAGAAAGAGAGUUGGUUGUGCUGGUCACAUACAACUUCCUUACACUUCUGUGUCUCGUUGGAUUUUACGCUCAAGAAGAAAGAGAGUUGGUUGUGCUGGUCACAUACAACUUCCUUACACUUCUGUGUCUCGUUGGAUUUUACGCUCAAGAAGAAAGAGAGUUGGUUGUGCUGGUCACAUACAACUUCCUUACACUUCUGUGUCUCGUUGGAUUUUACGCUCAAGAAGAAAGAGAGUUGGUUGUGCUGGUCACAUACAACUUCCUUACACUUCUGUGUCUCGUUGGAUUUUACGCUCAAGAAGAAAGAGAGUUGGUUGUGCUGGCCACAUACAACUUCCUUACACUUUUGUGUCUCGUUGGAUUUUACGCUCAAGAAGAAAGAGAGUUGGUUGUGCGGUCACAUACAACUUCCUUACACUUCUGUGUCUCGUUGGAUUUUACGUUCAAGAACAAAGAGAGUUGGUUGUGCUGGUCACAUACUUCCUUAGACUUCUGG